AUGUGUCUGAUGGAAGUGGACGGAAAAGGACAUCUUCUGAUUGCCGCGCUCUGUUUUCUGACGAUUGUAGAGUCCGGAUUGAACGAGAUGGAGCUGCGGAGUCUUCUGGUCUCCGAGUACACUUUGUUGCCAAUCGGAAUCAGACGAAACUUCAGAAACCUUCCAUUUGGUAUGGAGAAUCGAGAGAGAGAGAGAGAGAAGAAUUAUAAUUUCAGAGUAUUGUCCCGAUGGGUUCGGAACGACUUCUUGUCCGCAGAUGAAUCCGUUGAGAUGGUACACAGUCCUCAACCGGCUCGGGCAUCUUUUCGUCAACAUCAACUCGGAAACCAACCACUUUGUGCUCCCAACUGCUUGCCGACGAAUUGUGCAGAAAAAGUUUGAUUCAUUUUUUAUAUCUAACUAUCUACUAUGGCCAUUUCAGAUUUCUGAAACAUCCCAGUCACCCGGACCAUUUCAAAAAGCAUCUGAAGACGUUCAUGAGCAUUUUCUCUUCUCGAGAAUGGAACAGGAAUCGAGAAAUCGGACAAUUCAUUAGCUAA
Caenorhabditis sp. 36 PRJEB53466 is the source of this 539-nucleotide messenger RNA. The record is from the annotation of a GenBank genome assembly. Lineage: Eukaryota; Metazoa; Nematoda; Chromadorea; Rhabditida; Rhabditidae.